Messenger RNA from Diachasmimorpha longicaudata, 4335 nucleotides. It is a transcript of the gene Pur-alpha, whose product is annotated as transcriptional activator protein Pur-beta. Gene Ontology annotation, molecular function: RNA polymerase II transcription regulatory region sequence-specific DNA binding; purine-rich negative regulatory element binding; DNA-binding transcription factor activity, RNA polymerase II-specific. Gene Ontology annotation, biological process: regulation of transcription by RNA polymerase II. The coding region runs from base 987 to 1895 and encodes 302 amino acids. NCBI's taxonomy places the organism in Eukaryota, Metazoa, Arthropoda, Insecta, Hymenoptera, Braconidae. The record is from RefSeq and is a predicted model, not a curated record. The transcript is spliced from 7 exons. Gene Ontology annotation, cellular component: nucleus.
AAGGACACGAACGGGUUAUACACCGCAGGCAUUACGUGUCUACCCCCUCCCCGCACCCCGUGCCACCGAUGUGUGUGUAAAUCCCCGCGUUAGUGUUGGUGAAAAGGAACCCAGAAUGGUGGCGGUAGAGGAGGUGAAGGCGCGAGGAAGGUAACCAAGAGGCCAGCAGGCCCUAGCCCCCGAGGAGUAACGUUGAGUCGUGAGGCAGAACGAGCGUGCGAUAGGUAGCACAGAGUGGCCAGCAGGCGCGACGUGGUGGUGGUGUGGUGGUGGUGACGACUGGUGCCGUGGACGGUCGGCGGGUCGGACGGCCGUGGUGUGUUUGAAGGAAACAACUAAAAAAAAAAAAAAUCAUUUUUGUGUUUUAUAAUUUAACCCUCAAACGGUGACAUCCCCCUCACGCAGGAGUCAACCAGGUGAACGAGUGAUCAGUGUUUGUUUAUCGGUUGUUAAAUAAAGGUUACUCUGCAUCAGAGUAAGUGGUAAUCUCGUUAAUUCAAUACAUUGAAAUGAACACACCGAGAAAUUGAGCAACUGGAGGUGGGGAGAAUUUGAUGCGGUGAAUUUUUUUUUAUUUGUGAAUAAAUAAUAAUAAUAAUUAAUUGGAUACUGCCAGAUACACCCGGAAGGAGUUGUCCAGGGCGUUGCGGAUAUAUUGUUCACUUAAAAAAGUGAGUUAAAAAAAUUGAAGGGGCAAAAACGGGGGGGAAAAAGUGAGACAGCACAUAAAGGAAAGUGAUAUAUAGAUCAAGUCGGGAACAACUGGGUGGUCGAAGUUUGGCCAGCAGUGAGGACAAGUGUGCCGGGAGUUCGGGGGAAUAUACCUCUGGUGACGUGCACGAGACGCGAGGAGAGAGAUAAGAAAUCAGUGGAUAAAGUAUUUGGAAAAAAAAAAACAACGCGCCAGGGGCGAGGGGGGAGGAGGAGGUGGAGGAGGACAUUAAUUCGCCAGUUUACCUCAGGAGUCUGAUAAAAUAUCAUAAAUCAUGUCUGACAGGGAGAGCCUGGACGAUCAGCCACAGAAGUAUGGAAACCCUGGGGGAGACAGUGGAGGGGCUGAUUUCGAUGGCCAACAUGGGCAGCAGAGUGAGCAGGAGCUUGCGACGAAAAUGCUGCAGAUACAGAGCAAGCGGUUCUACCUCGAUGUUAAACAGAACAGACGCGGAAGGUUCAUCAAAGUCGCUGAGAUCGGAGCUGAUGGCAGACGUAGUCAAAUAUUCUUAGCCCUAAGUACAGCGUCAGAAUUUCGUGAUCAUCUGUCGACGUUUAGCGAUUUUUAUGCAUCGCUAGGCCCUCCCAAUCCGGAGAAUGUGCCCGACGAUGGAAAGCUCAAGUCCGAGAUGAUGGUGAAGGACAAUAGGCGAUACUACCUGGACCUCAAAGAAAAUUCCCGCGGUCGUUUCCUGCGGGUGAGUCACCCUGUGUCACAGACGAUAACACGGGGAGGACCUAGGACACAAAUAGCAAUACCUGCCCAGGGGAUGAUUGAGUUCAGGGAUGCAUUGACGGAUCUGCUCGAGGAGUUCGGCAUCGACGACGGGGGAUUCAAGGGCGAUUUGCCGGAGGGACGUUACAUGCGCGUGGACAACAAAAACUUCUACUUUGAUAUUGGGCAAAAUAAUCGCGGUAUCUACAUGAGAAUUUCAGAGGUGAAGACAAACUUCAGAACGGCCAUAACGGUGCCCGAGAAAUCCUGGUCUCGGUUUCGUGAUAUAUUCGCCGAUUACUGUGAAAAAAUGAAGGAGGGUGGUGGUGUGAGUAUGGGUGGUAUGGGCCCCGGUAACGUAAUGUCCGAUGUUAAAGGAACAGGCAGUGGUCAACAGACCUCAUCCCCAUCAUCCACCUCACAACAGCCUAACCCGAAUCCAAAUUUAGAUUCAAAUUUGAUCAAGUGAAAAAGGCUUUAACUUAACCAACAAUAUGAGAAAUGAUAACGAAAUGAAAAGCAUACUAAGAGAUAAAAUUUAAAAUCAUAAAAAUUAUUUUAAACAAUAUCCAUUGAAAAAUGAUACCGGUUGGAUACAGAGUGACGAAUGGAAGAGAAAGAAACUCGUAUUCACGUCGUUCAUCGUUUAUAUUUUCUUCGCUAUUGUCCUAAUUUUCAUUGCCAAUAUCAUUCAAUCAUUAUCGCAUCAAUUCGAUCCUCUUCACGUCACGGGGAUGAAAGUAAUUCACGAAAAAAAAUUUUUUUUCUCUCCACAAUUGUUCGGGUACAUUUCCAUGUCAAAGAAUAAAAUUUAAACAAAUUUAAUCGAAUUAAAAAUGUUGAUCGUAUGAAUUUAAUCAAACGUUACGUUGAGGCAAUUUGAAUUUGAUCGUUAAGAUUUUAUGAAUAACGAGAAAAAAAAAAUAUAAACUGUUAUCAUUGUUAUUCGACAUGGAUUAAAAGCCUAAUUUUUUAUUUUUAUUAUAUUUCCGUGAGACAUAUUGCAUAACGGCAGCUUUAUUCAACUAAUUAACAAAGGGACUUCUACCUCGACUCUCAGCAGAUUAAUGAACUGUUAGUCUCUCAGGCAUCGUCAUUAAACAAUAAAUAUUAAAUGAAAGAAUCGAGCCAAAUGGAGGAGCAGAUUGCAAUGUCCAAAAAUUCAUUAAAAUAGAAAAAUUCAAUCUAUUCAUUGAAUGAAGUUAAUUACUCUGACUUUAAGUCAACAAAAAAAUGGCAAAUGAACGUAAGAAAAAUUCAAGGUGAAGGCAAUUCGUGGGACGAGUUUAUUUCUACAUAAAAUCAAUCGAGACAAAUUAAAUGAAGAAAAAAAACAAUGAAUACGCUUUCAUUCUGCAAUGCUGUGCUAAUAUCAACAAUUUCAAUAAUGAAAUAAAUAAUAUGUAAUUGCGUUUCCAUUCUAAUUCACAAAACAUCAACACCAAGAACUCUGACAAAAAAAAAAUAUAGGAGUGGAACGACGAUUAAAUGUUUAAAUAGUAUUUCGCGCUGGUGCGGAAUCCUUAAUCAUUAAUUAUUGAUUAAAAGUAGUUGAGGUGAAUUGUAUAUGCAUUACAGAUGGAAUAAAAAAAAGUGCUAUUUAAUUCGGAGCAUGGUUUUCACGGCCCGUGCUUAUUAAAGAUAAAAGAGCAGAUGAAAAAAAUAGAAGAGAAAAACUAAUUAAAAGUAAUCAUACAGAGGGAGAUGAUUAAAAGGAAAAAAGGAAAAUUUAUUUAUAUUUUAGCUGUUUGAAUUAUUAUCGAUUCCAAUUAGAUAAUUUUUUGCAUUCUCUUAUUAUACAUUUAAUUCCCCCCUUUUUCUUUCCAAAAAAAAAAAUAAAAAUCAAUCAAUUUCGGCUGGUCUGAAUUUAUCUAGUAUAGGAGAAUAUUAAAACAAAUUCGAUAAUAUUAAAUCAUUCACAAUAGGGACAUCGUUAUCUCGGUCAAGAGAUAGUGAUUAAGAGUGCGAAAGAGAUAUUAACUAUACGCAUGUGUUUUGGCUUCGAUCAAGAGCCAUCAGGAUAUUCAAUUGCCUGCCACAUCAUUAUUUACCAUUAUUUCCAAUUCAAAUAAAUCAAUUCAAUCCUGUCCACAAUUUCAAUAAAAAAAAGGAAGAUAAGGAAAAAUAUUUAAACGAAUCUCUUGAUCUGUUACUUCCAGUCACACAAAUGUCCAAGCUUCAUGUGUGUAAUAAUCCCCAUAAGUCACGGAUUUUCACAAAUUAACCCUCCCUCCCCUCUCCCAUUUCCACAAUUACCUAAAGAGAAAGAUAAAUAAUCCAAGCCAAGAGAUGGAAAAGAUGUGCAUAAUAGAUAAAGAAAAUACUAGAUAAAGUGAUGAAUGAAAUAAAAAAAAAACGUGCAGGCAUAGAGAUAUUUAACAAAAUGUUCACUGGCGCAGAUGGUAUGACACAUUGUGAUCUAUAUAAAAUUAAACAAAGCAUCAACAAGUAGUAAAUAUUUAAGGUAUAUAUAUAUAUUAUAUAUAUAUAUAUGUUACGAAUAAAACUUUAAUGAAGGAAGAGGAAAAAUUGAGAUAUAUGAAACACGAGAAAGAGUGAUGAGAAAAAAAAAAAUCGAAACACACGAUACACAUUACACUUGCGGUCUAGGGAUCUCGCUGAUUGUACACUUAUCGAAACACUAAAUAAUUACAUUGGGGUGAUGGAGUAGGAUAUGAAAUUACACAUUUAAAAAUGACAGAAUGACACCUAUUCGAGAGUACCAUUGUAACGUACACAGAGCAAGGACAGGGGAGUGAAGAAAGAAAAAUAAUAACAAUUAAAAUAAAUAAAAAAAUGUGAAAACAAGUGGACGACUACAAACGUACCUUUAUCGCGGAUAUGACAAAGAGUUAAAAUACGUCUCAACUUGGACGAUUAAAGAAAAACUAUUAAGAUGAGAAGAAAAA